CGGCCGCACGUCGAGCAUUCAGUAGACUCGGCCAUUUCUCUCGCGAAGCGUAGCGACUCGCUCAGCCGCGCGACGGGUUUUUUUUUCGCGACUGCACCGUGCGGGUACUCCCGGAAGUUUUGCAAAAAUAACGCGACGCAAAAGGAUGAUACACUCCGGGCGCACCAGGCUCGAGAAAAAAGUAAGUCUCCAACAAUUAGGAGUGGGAGGAGGGGGCGGCCAAGGGGUCGGACAAGGGGUACUGGCGUUCGAGGAGACGGAAAAAGGAGGCGGCGGUACCGGUGGACAAUGGUGGAAGCAGCAGCAUCCAUCCUAUCAUCACCAUUAUCACCAUCAUCAUCAUCAACAACAUUAUCAUCAUCAGGGCGGUUAUUACACGCAAACGCAUAUUCACAACCCUGUCACUACCAUGAAGCAAUCCUACAUGCAGCUAACAUGGGUGUUUCACGAUGACGAGGCGCAGAUUAACAAGAAACUGCCAAAAGAAUUGCUACUCAGAAUUUUUUCGUACCUCGAUGUCGUAUCGCUAUGCCGUUGUGCCCAAGUAAGCAAGGCCUGGAAUGUGUUGGCGCUCGAUGGGUCCAAUUGGCAGAGGAUCGAUCUCUUCGAUUUUCAACGAGACGUGGAGGGACCAGUAAUAGAAAAUAUCUCGAGGCGUUGCGGUGGAUUCCUCAGGCAGCUCUCGCUCAAGGGAUGCCAAAGCAUCGGCAACAACUCGAUGCGCACCCUAGCCCAGUCGUGUCCUAAUAUCGAGGAGCUCAAUUUGAGCCAGUGCAAGAGGAUCUCGGAUGCAACAUGCGCGGCUCUCAGCAGUCAUUGCCCCAAGCUCCAGCGGCUGAAUCUGGACUCCUGUCCCGAGAUAACGGACAUGUCCCUGAAGGAUCUUGCGGCAGGCUGCCCACUGCUCACUCACAUCAAUCUCUCGUGGUGUGAACUGCUCACCGACAAUGGGGUCGACGCACUCGCCAAAGGUUGCCCGGAGCUUCGCAGCUUCCUCAGCAAGGGUUGCCGCCAGCUGACGGAUAAGGCCGUGAUGUGUUUAGCACGCUACUGUCCUAAUCUCGAAGCGAUCAAUCUACACGAAUGCAGGAACAUAACGGACGACGGAGUUAGAGAACUUAGCGAACGAUGUCCACGGCUACAUUACGUUUGUUUGUCGAAUUGCCCCAAUUUAACAGACGCGACGUUGAUUAGCCUGGCACAACACUGUCCACUCCUCAAUGUACUCGAGUGUGUCGCGUGCACCCAUUUCACGGAUACGGGUUUUCAGGCCCUCGCGAGAAAUUGCAAACUGCUCGAGAAGAUGGAUCUGGAAGAGUGCCUUUUAAUCACCGACGCCACCCUCACUCACUUAGCCAUGGGCUGUCCGAGAUUGGAAAAACUAAGCCUGUCACACUGUGAGUUGAUCACCGACGAAGGCCUCCGACAAAUUGCACUGUCGCCAUGCGCGGCAGAACACUUAGCCGUCUUAGAGCUGGACAACUGCCCGAACAUCUCGGACAACGGUCUGAACCAUCUGAUGCAGGCCUGUCACAACCUCGAGCGUAUCGAACUUUAUGACUGCCUACACAUUACCAGAGAGGGCAUACGCAAACUCAGAGCCCAUCUACCGAAUUUAAAGGUGCACGCGUAUUUCGCACCGCCGACUCCGCCACCCAGCGCGGGAGCCUCGCGACAACGAUACUGUCGGUGCUGCGUCAUUCUGUGAUUUUGCCUUCAACUCCUAACUCCGAAGUAAAAAUCGUCCGAUAUACAUACCCACGAGAUUAUAGUGGAACUUUAUCGGUGGUCGCUGCUCGCGGCGAUUAUGGGACCUCUCUCUCUUUCUCUCUCUCUCUCUCUCUCUCGUGGUCACCGAAGAAGCGAAACCAUCACACAUUAAGUCUAUUUUUUUAGUUGCACUGCUGCACUGAUGCAAUAAGUUAGAAUGAGAGAACGUAUACUUGUCUUACUUUAACUUAUUGCACCAGUGCAGUAGUGUAGCUAAAAAGAAUAAGCCAAUUGAUAAGUGAGAACGGGACUCGUUGUCAAUUGGAAAUCGUUAAAUCGAUUCAAGCUCCACACGCAACGAGUGAAGUACGUCACCAUCAUCAACAUAGCCACUGAUGCUACUACUGCAAUUACUACUAUGACCGUUGCUGCUGCUAUUGCUGCUGCUGCUGCUAUUACUACUAUUAUUACUACUACUAUUACUACUACCGCUGUUAUUACUACACUUAUCAUUAUUAUUAUUAUUAUUAUUAUUAUUAUUAUUAUUAUUAUUAUUUCUAUUUGUAUUCCGUUAUCUCGAUAGUAAGUGCAUUGUCACUAUUUCAGUUUAUAUAUUUGCGUGCGGAAAGUUAGUCUGCAAAGGAAAGAAAUUCUCAGGUUUCUUUAGCGAUAUCGUUUUCUAUGAUCUUCAUUUAGCAUUCGUCCACAGAAGGAAAUGACACGCGCGCGUUCUCUGAGCUGCUCGCGAUACACACGACAACACGAUGUAUGCGAAAGCGAGCGUUUGAUUAGCGUUUGGACGCGUAUUUUCCUUAGCGCUACGCGAGCAAGUUUAUCGAUUUACGUUGCUCGAUAAACACGAGAUACUUAUUUUAAGAUACGCGUAAAUGUCAUAAAUAUCUUAAUGAGCACCCGCGCGCGCGUUCUACCGAUAUGAGAAGUGGAAAAAGACGGUAGUUUUAAGGGGCAAUGGAAUCAAGUGUAAUAAUGCGUGCAAUUGUAUCCAGAAAUCGAAUUUCACACACAUCUUAAUGUGUAAUCAUGUAGCAGUUUCUCAACGAACACUGCCUAUAAUGCUAUUGAUAAACGAAAAAAAAGAAAAAAAAAGGAAAAAAAAACAAAUGCGGUUUAGCGAUUGCGAAUCGAAUCUCGUCGUAAUAUUUAGGAUAUUACUAUCGUUUAUCGUAUAACGUAGACAUACACACCGACCAAAGUGCGGCUCGGUGAAAGUGUUUCUUCUCGGUGUCUGUUUAAAAGUAUUAACAGAUCGCGCAUACCGUGAUUACUGAGCGACACCUACGAAUUUCUUUCCUUUCGUAAAAAAAAAAGAAGAAAAACGAAGAAAAAAAUAAGAGAGAGAGACAAAGAAGAAUUCGUGUUGCGCGAAAUUUUUCGCAUUAAGGGCGCACAACUUUCAAUGACGGAAAUUUCGACGUAUUGUGAUCGUGAAUAUACACAUACACUCGAGACAGAGUGAGAACGGGAGGAGGAUCACUCGAGUGUCGUCUUUGAAGACCCGUACGACUCGACCGCCGCUAGCACGUGACUUGUACAGCGGUGGCGCGCGAGAGAGCUGCAUUUUACAUCGAUUCGCGGGCAGACGGUAUUUAACGCCCGUGUAUCGUACACCCUCGAAUACCCGUGUAAAACGUAAACACCAUUUUUCCUCGACCCGGACAUCUAUUCUAUUAUUUCUCUGUUUUAUAUAUUAUCUUGUUUUUUGUUUUUCUUUUUGUAACUUGUCAUGGACUAGGAGAGCACAGACUGACAAACGAAUCAAAGCGUUAAUGUGUUAAACCGAUUAACUUUGUACCGGCGGCGAACAACGCUGGUGCUUUUACUUUUUAAGCCUAGGUUUAAACGAAAGAAAAACGGAAUGGCGGCAGUAUCAUGAAGCCACGGAUGUGUCGCGAAGAGAGCAGGGAUCGGCAGAUCUUUACGCGCAAUCUUCGUCAAUCAAUCCCGAAUGCUCCGUGACUACAGUGUCGAUGUGCCCGAUGGUGAGGAGCAAACAAACAGAAACAAAACAGAAAAGACGUUUACUCUCUGACCCAGUGCUUGUAAAAAACCCCCGAUUGUAAAUGAUCGGCGCCGUCUCUCAAUCGGAACACGGUAUCGUCCGAUGAAGCAGCCGAUCUUUGUCGCGGGAUCUUGGGGGACGGGCCGCGUUAAGCGGACAUGAAAGAAGAGACGAACAAGUUCAUAACGAGACAAGUGAAAUGUCGAACAUAGUUUUCCGAGGCUUGAGGAAAACGGACCACGGGAAGAUACGAGCAACCUCUAUAUAUGUGGAUUACGAUUUCCCAUUUGAUUGUACGUGAAGAAGCUUUUCGGUGUAGCUUCUUCGAGAGAGAAUUCUCGCGGCGAAAUUUACGGCGGAUUUGAGUUUCGAAUCGACAUAAUUUAUUUUGAAUAUAAAAAACAUUGAAAACACUCAUACACGCGCGCGCAUACACGGCGUGUACACACACAAACACGUACACAUAUAUUGGCUAUAUUUUUAGAAGCGAACCCUUGCCAGAUUUUUAUAAAAGCAGCCGUGGACGCAUUUUAAACGCGUUAAUGGCCAAUCCAAGACCAACGCGCGAAAUUUUUAAAAGCGGUCCAGUUUUGAAGUGCAAUAUCCGUCAGACGCGAAACGCGCCUCGUUUUCCUUCCUCUUGUUUUUGAUUUCAGAAUCGUAAAUCCGGUUAAUAUCGCGACAUGACGUGUUGUCGCGUUAAGCAAAAAAAAAAGAGGGGGGGGGGGAGAAAGAAACACGAAGUAUCGAUUGUUAAUCCUUUGGUAGCGUAUAAGAGACGUACCGCGUAUAAUAUUGAAGUAUCUAGCGUGUAACAGAAAAAAAUAACGGAUGCGGCAACCUAGAUAUAUAAUACAACAGUAAAUAAAUAUAUAGAUAAGAUAUGUUUUAUACGCUGCAUGUCAUCCCUAGUGGAAUAACGUGAUCAUUGUAAACGUGUCGUUCGAAGUCAGAUUAAUAAUUACCAAGCGAUGUACGAUUAUACGCGCUCAUGACGUAACCGCGAUGAUGCAGGACACAUGAAACACAUACACAUAUACACACCCACAAUAUCUACAUACACAUCAUACGCGUACUGUCCGCAAGGCUUUCCGACCUCUCGCGAAUCUCGGUGCGAGUGUUUGCAUUCCUUCUUUGAAUGGAAUUAUUUUCUACGUCGCGGCUACAUAGAUUUAACUGCGCGAAUUCUCCGAGAAGAAAUGGGCGGAACUCUUUCGCAUUGAAUUAAUCUUUAGCGGCGACUAUAUAUUGAAAGAAAAAUAUUUAACAGAGAUGGGAUAUAGUUUUUUAUAAUAACGAUUUGGUAAUAAUGUUACAAUUUUUUAUAAUGGUAAUGAUAACUAGGGUUAGAAUCACUUUUGACAAAUAAUUUAUUAUUACGUGUUACUUAUUGAAAAAGAAACUUGUUAGUUGAGUUGUUACCUAACAAGUUACUUUUUUCAACGAAUAAUGCAUCUCAGUAACGAAUUAACAAAUAUUUAUUAGAAGUGACUAUUCCAAUUCUGACAUUACCAUUAAUAUUAUGAAAAACUCGAAUAUCAUUAUAUUAAUUCGUUAUUAUAACAAAAGUAACGAUGACUUGGGCCGGUAUUCAAAGUCGGAUCUUAUAUUUAAGAUUAUCUUAAGACUGUCUUAAGAUACCAUCAGCCAAUCACAGGCCCGUAUUAGCAUCUUAAGAUAUUGCUUGAGACGAUCUUUAAAUAAGAUUCGACUAUGAAUACCACCCUUAUUCUUGUCCCUGAUAUUUUAUUAUUGGUGACUAUAAUUGAACGUUAAAGUAAUUACGAUUAAAAAUUUUGUUUUUAUUAAUACAAA
Molecule: messenger RNA, 5545 nt
Organism: Monomorium pharaonis (pharaoh ant)
Lineage: Eukaryota; Metazoa; Arthropoda; Insecta; Hymenoptera; Formicidae
Product: F-box/LRR-repeat protein 20
Exons: 9
Coding region: 146-1708 (520 amino acids)
Biological process (GO): SCF-dependent proteasomal ubiquitin-dependent protein catabolic process
Cellular component (GO): SCF ubiquitin ligase complex
Molecular function (GO): protein binding
Source: RefSeq, a predicted model, not a curated record